This is a messenger RNA of Amoebophrya sp. A120, 253 nucleotides long. The record is from the annotation of a GenBank genome assembly. Lineage: Eukaryota; Dinophyceae; Syndiniales; Amoebophryaceae.
ACCAUGUCGUCCUCAUCCGGGAGCGACUGCGACAUCAAUAUGAUCGAAGACUGGAAGAUGUCCAAUAUUACCGGACCGUGUGAAGAAGAGAAGUUCGAGAAAACGAGCAACACGCCUUUAAAACCGACCUACGACCAAACUUCCGACAGCGAAAAGGACGUCCAGGCCGCUUUUGCACAGAAAAUGAACCAAAUUUUGGCCAAGAAAAACCCAAACGGCACAACGACGCCGCCUGGGCUGGCAAACAAGUCGC